CCCACUAAAAGUCACUUGACGUUUGUUAUACUUUUAGGUUAAGUAAACUAAUUGUCAUAUGACAGUUGUUUGAUUACUCAUAAAGUAGGUUAAGUUCAAAUGUAUUAUUUAUUUUUAUUUAUUUGUUAAAUUAUGUCCGAACGAGACUAUGCCCCGCUCAGCGUGGCCUGCGUCCGUGCGCUGCACGACAAAAUUUACGAAAAGAGAAAAACCGCCGCACUAGAAAUCGAAAAAAUGGUCAAGGAAUUUUCCAGUUCGAACAACGGCGGUCAAAUUAAAAAACUACUCAAAGUACUAGGCCAAGACUUCGCCGUAUCGCAAAAUCCCCAUGCAAGGAAAGGCGGACUUAUUGGACUUGCAGCCAUCGCAAUUGCGUUAGGAAAAGAUACUGGUAUUUAUACUGAUGAAUUAAUCAAACCAAUAUUGGGUUGUCUGUCUGAUCAGGACCUCCGCGUUCGUUAUUACGCAUGUGAAUCCUUGUAUAAUGUAGUUAAAGUGUCCCGAGGGGCUGUAUUAUCCCACUUCUCCUCAAUAUUUAAUGCCUUAAGUAAAAUUGCUACUGACCCAGAUCAGAAUGUAAAAAAUGCUUCUGAGUUGCUUGAUAGGUUACUAAAGGAUAUUGUCGUCGAAAGUACGUUUGAUUUAGACGGAUUUAUACCACUGUUACGCGAAAGAAUAUACACCCAAAACUCAUUUGCCAGACAGUUUGUGAUCUCAUGGAUAUCGAUACUUAACACAGAACCUGGUCUGGAUUUAAUAGUCUAUUUGCCUGAUAUUCUGGAUGGUUUAUUUAUAAUACUGGAUGAUCCCAAGUUGGAAGUGAGAAAAAUGUGUGAAACUACUUUGGGCGAAUUUCUGAGGUGCAUUAAAAGUGAUCCUACUAGGGUAAAUUUUUCAGGGAUGAUCAACAUUCUUAAUAAACACGCUCAGGAGAAAAGUGAUCUGGUGCAAUUUACAGCCAUAACGUGGAUAAAAGAAUUCGUACAACUCUCGGGUCCGGCUAUGUUGCCUUACUUGUCCGGAAUAUUCACCGCGAUUUUACCAUGCCUGGCCUACGACACGGACGCCCGGAGAAUGACAGACAUAAAGGAGACGGCAACAGCUGUUAAUUACACGCUGAUGAAGCUGAUCGCCUUGCAACAGGAGGUGGAGGAAUCGACGGAGCUGAGACCAGGAACUGCGGACGAGGUGUACCAAGAGUUGGACUUACCCCCAGUUGUAGAGGUUUUGACUCAGUAUUUAAUGCACAGCUCAAUUCAGACCAAAGUUGCUGUUUUAAAAUGGAUUCAUGAUCUGUAUAUGAAGUUCCCAUUAAAGAUGGUGAAACACAUAGACGUGCUGUUCCCCGCUCUGCAACGCACGUUGGCAGACGAGGCCGACCAGGUGGUGCAGCAAUGUCUGGUGGUGAUCGCCGAGGUCAUAUCUUCUCCCGUACCAUCCGGCGACAACGACAAGGAGAAGCAGCCCUGCAACUCUAGUCCGUACUACAACAAAUUCGUCAUAAGCCUGUUGCAGUCGUUCAACAGCGACAAAAGACUGUUGGACGAGAGGGGUUCGUUUAUAAUCCGACAGUUGUGCGUGUUGCUCAAUGCGGAGGACAUCUACAGGACUUUGGCGCACAUUUUGUUGCAAGAGUCGGACUUGAAGUUCGCCAGGUUGAUGGUGGAACAUCUCAGCAUGAUACUGUUGACGUCUUCUGAACUCUUCGAUAUGCGGAACAAACUCAAGGAGCUGAAGACGCAGGAGAGCCAGGCCUUAUUUUGUUGCCUUUACAGGACGUGGUGUCACAAUCCCAUAGCCACUGUGGCCUUGUGUUUGUUGACUCAAAAUUACAAACAUGUUUGUGAUUUGAUUAAGUUAUUUGGAAAUUUGGAAGUAACUGUGGAUUUCCUCAUGGAAAUUGAUAAGCUAGUACAGUUAAUAGAGUCUCCAAUAUUUGCCUAUCUGAGACUUGAACUGCUUGAAGUACCUUGUGAUAAAAACUUAGUGCGAGCCCUAUACGGUUUGCUAAUGUUGUUGCCCCAAACGGAAGCUUUUACAACGUUAAAGACACGUUUGAGCUGCAUUCCCAGUUUGCACUUGCACAAUGAAGAAAUGGCUACUACUCCUCAGAAACAAACGGCAAGCAACUCCAUAGAUUUUAAUAGUUUACUUAACCAUUUCUUCGAAGUCCAAGAACGACACAAACAGUAUAAAAAAUCAAUACGCGCCAAAGAGAUAUUGUCUUUAGAGAAAGACGCUAGCAAUAUUAAGAUAUAGAUCUUGUAUAUUUAUAAAUAUAUUAAUCACAUUCCUAA
Molecule: messenger RNA, 2297 nt
Organism: Aethina tumida (small hive beetle)
Lineage: Eukaryota; Metazoa; Arthropoda; Insecta; Coleoptera; Nitidulidae
Product: protein VAC14 homolog
Exons: 12
Coding region: 133-2259 (708 amino acids)
Biological process (GO): positive regulation of kinase activity; phosphatidylinositol biosynthetic process
Cellular component (GO): PAS complex; endosome membrane
Source: RefSeq, a predicted model, not a curated record